This is a messenger RNA of Tachyglossus aculeatus (Australian echidna), 987 nucleotides long. It is a transcript of the gene PTGES, whose product is annotated as prostaglandin E synthase. Gene Ontology annotation, cellular component: membrane. The transcript has 4 exons. Gene Ontology annotation, molecular function: prostaglandin-E synthase activity. The record is from RefSeq and is a predicted model, not a curated record. Lineage: Eukaryota; Metazoa; Chordata; Mammalia; Monotremata; Tachyglossidae. The coding region runs from base 186 to 626 and encodes 146 amino acids. Gene Ontology annotation, biological process: prostaglandin biosynthetic process.
AUCCCUCUAUGCAGGACCAAUCUCUCUGAGGCUACAUCCCACUUUCAGGAGGGCUGUUCUACGUUGGAGCAGCUUGGAGUGAUUCUCUCACGCACACGCACAGAACGCCUGUCUCCCCUCCAGAAGAAACCCUCCUCCAACCUCAGACUUCAGAAGAGGACGAGAACUUCUCUCCAGGCUCCAAAAUGAUGGAAAAUGAGGUGUUCGCUUCUUUUACCCUCUACAGCACAAUCCUGAUUUUAAAAACUUAUGUAGUGGCCAUCAUUACUGGACAAGUGAGGCUGCGGAAGAAGGCCUUUGCCAACCCAGAAGACUCCAUGAGACACGGAGGCCUGCAGUAUUAUCGGAUCGACCAAGAUGUGGAGAGAUGCCGCAGAGCCCACCGGAAUGAUAUGGAGACCAUCUUCCCCUUCCUGUUUCUGGGAGCCAUCUACUCCUUCCUCCACCCGAACCUCUUUGUAGCCCGGAUACACUUCCUCGUCUUCUUCGUGGGGCGGACGGUGCACACGGUGGCCUACCUGCUGAAGCUGAAGGCUCCCACCCGCUCUGUGGCCUACUGCAUAGCCCAGCUCCCUUGUUUCUCCAUGGCUCUGCAGAUCCUCCUGGCCGUCAUAAAGAACUGGUGAUCGGCAGCCGAGCGUGGGGCCGCACUCUGAAGACGGAGGACAAUGAGACCCUAGCACCCCAGCAGCCCCCCCAAACCUGCCCCCCUACUGACUCCUCCCUGCAGGAAUUUCCAGAUUGACAAGACUCCUGGAUGGCGAGCAACUUGCAAGAUGCCUCUGCUUGCGUGAGCGUGCUUGCUCUCCCAUAUAUUUAGGGAUGCACCUUGAUGGUGUGUGUGUAUGCGCGUGCGUGGACGCCCAUCUAUUUAGGUAUACAACUGUGUGUGUGUGCAUGUGAGUGUGUCUAUGUGCACGUGCGUCCAUAUAGUAAUAAUGAUGAUGGCAUUUGUUAAGCGCUUACUAUGCUAAGCGCUGGGGAAGA